Molecule: messenger RNA, 309 nt
Organism: Paramecium sonneborni
Lineage: Eukaryota; Ciliophora; Oligohymenophorea; Peniculida; Parameciidae
Source: the annotation of a GenBank genome assembly
AUGUUAUAUCANGUUCACAAAUUAAAAGUUUAAAAUCACACUUUAAAUGAAGACAAUAAAUCAUUAAAAUAAACAGUAGAAUAUUAUAAAAAUAGAUUUUAAGAUAUGAUGGAUUUACAAGAAAUGGCUAGUUUAAAUUAAGAUAAUUCAUUAUUAUCUUUAUUAAAAUCAAAAGGAAUGGCAAACGUAACUAAGUAAGAUUUAGAAUAAGCAAGAGAUUAAGUUGCUCAAGAUAUGGCUGAUUAAAAAGGAUUCUAAUUAACAAAUGCUUGGGACUAAAUUAUGAAUGAUAUCAGUAAAUUAACUUGA